UUUUAGCACUUAAAAAACACUUCUUACCUGAGCAACAACUUUAGCUAACAAUUAAAAAUAUAUAUUUUCUAAGGAGAAGGUUUUUCUGAUUGCUUCUAGUUUGGCAAACAUUGUACAGUUGAAAUGGAUUCACCUCUGUCUUUGCAGAUAAAAUGCUCAGUGUGUUUGAGUGAUUUUACUGAUCCGGUGACUCUCUCUUGCGAGCACUCGUAUUGUCGACAAUGCAUCACAGGCCACAUGCAAGCCAGCCUGGGAUCAAGCACUUGUCCUGAAUGCAAAAAGCCAUAUGGCAGAGAAGACCUAAAACAAAGCCGCCUUCUGAAGAACAUAACCUCGACAGUGAGAGAGCAUCUUUCUGCUGAGCGCAAAGCUGAUAACGUGAAGAGUCCGACAUCUAAAGAUGGAGGACAGGAUCUCAAACUUCCUGAAACAGAGCUGAUUUGUUCAGAGCAUGAUGAGAAGCUCAAACUCUUCUGUGAAACUGAUCAGAAGCUGGUGUGUGUCAUCUGUAGAGAUGGAGACAAACAUCAAGGACACAUUUUUAAACCACUGAAAGAGGCUUCUGACAUCAACAAGGGGGAGCUGAAGACUGCUUUGGGUUUUCUUGCCAACGAAAAUCGAAAGUUGGAUAAGAUGAUCCAAGAACAGACUACCGAGAUUACCAAAACUGAGGAAAAAUCCCAAACUUUAUUAGCUAAGAUUUCUGCUCAGUUUGAAGAAAUGCACCAGUUCCUACAGCAAAAAGAGGAAGAAGUGAAGAAACAGUUGAAGAGAGAGGAGAGCAAAAUUACUGAAGUCAUGCAGAAGAACCGUGCUGUGAUGGACAAAAGGUUUAUGGAGAGCAAAGAGAAAGAAGUUCUUCUACAGUCUGCCUUGGAAAUUAAGCAACCCGAUGACUUUCUACAGUGGUGGCAUGAGAAAGGAUUUCCACUGACCAAGGGCAUGAAAGAUAAAAGCAGUGUGGCAUCAGAUAUGAAGUACACUUCAAAUGUGAAAGGUCUUACUGUGGUUCCUGACUCUCUCUUCUUUGGCCCCCAUGAAACUCACCUGCAGUUCUUUGUGUGGAAGCAGAUGCUGGAAUCCAUCAAACCAGUUCCUGAGAGUUUGACUCUAAAAAAUCCAGGAGAGUCAUACUUAAAAGUGUCUCCAGGGGGCGCCAGAAUCCGUCAAGCUGACCGAACGUCUGCUCUGUUUAAGGGCUUCAAUCCUGGUACUGUUUCAGAGGAAACCUUUCAGUCUGGUCAGCACUACUGGGAGGUAGAAGUUGGGGAUAAACCAGACUGGACCGUGGGAAUCAUGAUGGGUGAAGUCAAACUGAAAUCAAAGUCAGCUGAGAGUGAGAUUCAGCUCCAUCUUAAACACAAUAAAGGAUACGUCCUGUCUUUUGAUGGACAAGAGACUUCGUUAAAAUCUCAAGACAAACCAAGGAAAAUAGGCUUGUAUCUGGACUGUACGAGAAAGCAGAUAUCUUUCUAUAAUGCUGACAACAUGUCUUUGUGGGCUCAAAGAAACUACAGAUCAAACAAGCCUUGCUGUGUUAGUCUUGUGCCAGGUCGUUAUCUAGAUGGAGUCAACAGUGACCCUCUCACUAUAUGUACAUAUAGGUUUAAAAAUAGCAAACUGUAACAUGCUGCUAUAGUGAUUGAUAUAUGGAUCUUACAAUCCGAUUGUGUUUUUUAAUAGUUUGCAUGAUUAUUGGGGCAAAUCAGCAGUUUCUUAUUUAAGAUCACCAAAAUUCCUGGUUGAUAGGAGAUUUCAUUAGAAAUAAAAUGCCCAAGGUGUAUGUACAUAAUAUCUAUUCUUAUUUUCUUGUUAAUGUAAUAUUAAUGGUAUACUAGUCCAAUAUUAACAAAAAUUCACAGCUAAUGUACAAUUGUUAAUGUUUUAUAGCUUUCAGAAAACUAUUAUUAUGAUUAUAUGUUCUUCAUAAAA
Messenger RNA from Paramisgurnus dabryanus, 1932 nucleotides. RefSeq names its product E3 ubiquitin-protein ligase TRIM62-like. The record is from RefSeq and is a predicted model, not a curated record. Gene Ontology annotation, molecular function: protein binding; zinc ion binding. Lineage: Eukaryota; Metazoa; Chordata; Actinopteri; Cypriniformes; Cobitidae.